This is a messenger RNA of Panicum hallii, 2757 nucleotides long. RefSeq lists its product as uncharacterized. The record is from RefSeq and is a predicted model, not a curated record. Gene Ontology annotation, molecular function: nucleic acid binding. The coding region runs from base 621 to 2561 and encodes 646 amino acids. The transcript is spliced from 4 exons. NCBI's taxonomy places the organism in Eukaryota, Viridiplantae, Streptophyta, Magnoliopsida, Poales, Poaceae.
UUGCCGAUCUCCCCGAGCGGCGCCGUCCUCACCGAGAUCCCGGGCGGCGCCGCCACCUCCCGUGCAGCCACCCGACGAGGCCGCUCCCCCACCGUGCCCGGACGCCCCUGACGCUGGCCCUGACUCUUGGGGUCCUUAUCCGCGGUGCCGGUAGCAGCCACCCCCGCGGCGAGAGAGAGGAGACGACGUAGCGUCACCGGUGGUGGCCAGCGGAGGUCCGGCACUGCGCGGUCCUCCGUAGCUCCUCGUCUCACCUCCACAGCUCCGGCACUGCGCGAUUCGCUGGUGUGUUUGCCGUCCUGGCUUCUCCCUCUUCUUCCUCCUGCAGCUGCUGCUUCUUGAGCCCGCGCGCCUCCUCCGGCGGGCGUCCUGCCGCACCUCGACCCUCAGACCUCUUCGGCUCUCUGCUCUCUGCAGGCGGCAUCGGCAUCCCCAUCCGUCCUUCUCCUGCAGGUAGCUGCGCUCCCUCUUCUCGGCAGACUCGUCACGAGCAGCGACGAGGUGCCGCUGCCAUCCCUUGAGUUGACCCCGGCAUAAUGUUUCGUCUCUAGCUCUCUCGCAGGGGACCCGUCGAGUUGUUGUCAUCUCUCUAGCAUAGUCAGCUUUGUCAGAGUUUCCUCAUGAGGCGUCGUAAAACCUUUGUCCCUCCGUUGUUGCCUAAUCGUCAACCCAAGAGCAGCCUCAAGUGCCUCUCUGAAACAGCUGCGCGCCGGCGUGAGGAGUUGGUGAACAUAGUCAAGGAAGGGGAGAUUGGCAGCAGUGCACCACCAAUGGGGUUGUUUUCUGGUCCAGCCCCCUCGUCGAGUGGAAGUCCAAGCUUGCCAACUGCUGUUUUAGUUCCCACCGUGCAUACAAGGGCCAUUCAAGGAUUGCUAAAUUCUCAAGGAGGGCAAACUAGCAAGAAAAGAAAGUCUCCUCACGUGAUCAGGCCAUUGUUCAUAUCUCCAAGGAUAAAGUCUUCUUCUGCGCAACAUAGGACAUCACCAUUGGCUUCCACGACCGAGAUAAGCAAUCAUGGUCAAAGAGUGGAAGCAGAACAAGAUUCUCAGCAAGGAGAGCAAAUGAGCAGGAUAAGAAAGUCCCCUCAUGUGACCAUGCCACUAUUCAUAUCUCCAUUAAGCAGAGUAAUGUUGUCGCCAAGGACGAGAUCCCCUUCCCUGCAGCAUGGAACAUCUCCAUUACCUUCCACAACUAAUCCAAGCAAUCCAAGUCAAAGAGCACUGCUUAAUAUUGAUUUAAAUGAUGAGGUUGUUCAAGGAAAUGCACAUAGGCAUCAAGAAGUUAGUUCCGAGAAAGGAAGGUUAAUAUUUGAUUCAUUGUUGGGGAUGGCUAAAAAAGGUGAUUUGGUAGGCCAUGAGACAGCUGAGGUCGCUGCAUUAUACUCUGUAAGUGUGCGAACAGUGCAAAGAAUCUGGCGGAGAGGAAAAGCUUGCUUGGAUCAGGGUCGCCCCGUAGAUGUUUCAAAUCGGAAGAAGAAUAGGUGCGGACGCAAGAAGCAAGAGUGUGAUGUAUCAGCACUUAGCAGCGUUCCCAUCUCAGAACGUGCCACAAUGGGAGAUGCGGCUCGUCACCUACACAUAAGUAUAACCAAGUUCCACCGGAUGAAAAAAGCAGGUGAAAUAAAGCGUGUCUCAAACACCUUGAAGCCUUUCUUGACAGAUGAGAACAAAAACGCUCGGCUCAGUUGGUGCCUACGUAUGCUUGACGCAACAAGCAUACCACACGAUCCUAUGUUCCAGGGGCUAUUCAAUUAUGUUUAUAUUGAUGAGAAAUGGUUUAACAUCACAAAGAGCACUCUAAGGUACUAUGGUCCCCCUGGUGAGCACCAUCCAUUACGGACAAGCAAACAUAAGAAUCAUAUUCCUAGAGUUAUGUUUUUGACUGCUAUAGCUCGACCAAGGUUCGACUCCAAUGGGAAUUGCACUUUUGAUGGCAAAAUCGGUUGCUUCCCAUUAGUGAAAUAUGUUGCAGCCCAAAGAUCUAGUGUCAACCGACCAGCAGGUACAAUUGAGAUGAAGCCAAUUGACUCGGUCGACAAGGACGUGAUGAGAGAGUUUAUGAUCGAAAAGGUUAUACCGGCUAUUCAUGACAAAUGGCCGCGAGAGGAUUUGGGAAAGAUCAUAUACAUUCAGCAAGACAACGCUAAACCUCAUAUCUCUCCAAGCGAUAGACUUUUUUGUGAGGCGGCUCAACAAGGGGGAUUUGAUAUUAGGAUUAUAUGUCAGCCAGCAAACUCCCCGGACAUGAACAUAUUGGAUUUAGGCUUUUUCAACGCUAUUCAGUCACUACAACACAAAUCUGCAUGCAGAACCACACAAGAAUUGGUAGCCGCUGUGGAUAAGGCGUUUAAGGAUUAUCCGGUGUGUCAGGCAAAUCGAAUUUUUUUGACCCUUCAUAGUUGCUUGAGGGAAAUAAUGAGAAUAGGAGGUGCAAACGGUUAUGAUAUUCCACAUAUAAGAAAGUUAAUGCUUGAGAGGCAAGGUUGCCUUCCUUUGCAGCUGAAAUGUGACGCCACACUGGUUAACGAAGUUAUGGCGCAGGUUUCAGGAGGGAGAGAGUGAUUGAGCUGCUGUUCACCAAGUUGCUGCAGUUGAGUGAAGUCGUCAUCAGCCUAAUUGACAUUAAGACAAUGUAGUUUAGAUUGAAUUUUUCUAGUAGUGCAUCAUCCAUGUAAACGUUUCCUGUACUUUUCUUAGUGCAUAGAGUACUCUGUGUGGAGCAAUCUUUUAAUUUAUUUUGGUCCUGUGAUGAUGUUUA